Messenger RNA from Aspergillus steynii IBT 23096, 907 nucleotides. RefSeq names its product DUF4604 domain-containing protein. The coding region runs from base 315 to 812 and encodes 165 amino acids. Lineage: Eukaryota; Fungi; Ascomycota; Eurotiomycetes; Eurotiales; Aspergillaceae. The record is from RefSeq and is a predicted model, not a curated record. The transcript is spliced from 2 exons.
CCGACUCCGAGGACCUCUCUUACCACCUCAAUCUCGCCGAUUUGUCUUUUAGACCUUCUGGCUCGCGUGUGUAGCCAUGCUGGUCGUGGCUUGAGAUUAGUUGCCGAUAUUUAUUGGGGUUCUCUCGAUUACGGAUGAGUCUUGCAGCGCAAGCUCCCAAACACGCGAUCAAGAAGUGAAAGAAGCACAAUUAUGAGCCACUGAUUACUUGUUAUCUCUCCUAGCUCUUGAUUAUAUGUGUAUCGGUUAUACUGUACCUGGUUAAACCCAUGCUCAGUUGAUACAGAAGACUAACAGACCUUUAACAUCCCACCAUGUCUUACAAUGCGAAGAACCUUGCCUAUGAGGCAAAGGAACCAGCCUUUCUACAGAAACUAAAGGGCCAGUAUGGCGAUACGUCUGGUCGCCUCCAACAACCGAUCUCCCGACCUCGCCGACCGAAAGAUGACACCGGUGAUGAUGACGCGCCUACAUAUGUCGACGAGGAAAGCAACGAAGUCAUCUCCAAAGAGGAAUACGAGGCCAUGGUUCGCGGGGGCGCUCCGAAGGAAGAGGAGUCUGGCGAGAAGACGGCCGACAGAGAAAACCCCUCCGGGGGUGACGAAGAUACCCAAUACAAGACCGAGAAGGAUGGGCCCUCGUCGAAACAAAACCUAGCUGAAAUCGGAGGUCAAAAGAAGCGAAAACAAGCCAAGGUCAUUGGUGAAGAUGCGCCUGAGGCGGAGACCGAGGAAGCACAGCCCAAAGAGCCUGCGCCUCGAAAAUCCAAGCAGAAGAAGAAGAAAAUCAAGCUCUCGUUUGAUGAGACAUGACUCAGGAUACUCGAAGCGGCUAUAUAUUGAUAAAUAAUGCAUGUAAUGAUAUAUACUCCGUACUGCCCAUCUAUGACUUUGGGCUCUAUUGAGUC